UGCAGCUACCUGCCAAAGAAACGUAUUUGGACAGUCGAUAAAAGCGACUUUGUUGCCAAUUAAAUCUUACAGCGCUGCAACCGGAGGUGAAGACACAGGAACAGCUGUCUGCGUCUCCUGUGGUUGCCACUUGAAUUCCCUGGGAUGAACGGAGACAAUGUGAGGUCAGCUGCCUCCUGCAACCUCAAGCCACAAUCGCUGGCGAACAGGGAGACGGGGCGAGAGCCAGGGUCCUCACCUCGGCCCCGGACGAUCCUCUUCCUUUUAUCAAGUCUGUCCGCAUCAGGCGAUUUACGCUCCAUCUCGGUCCCUCCUGCUGUGAGGUUUAAGUUGCAUGUCUCCGGUUGCAGGUCAGACCGUGGUCACGGAGCGGAGGGGAUCCGUGGUCACUGUGGCGAUAAACCGGCCCGAGGUGCGUAAUGCGGUGAACCAGGAGACGGCGAGGCGUCUGCUGGAGGAGCUGGAGGCCUUUGACAGGGACCCAGACUUGAAUGUGGCCGUCCUGCAUGGGAGAGGAGGGAAUUUCUGCGCUGGUUAUGAUCUGAAAAAGCUGGCCAAUCGCACGGCCCCCCCCAAAUUGGAGCAAGAUGUCACUAAAGGUCCUGGUCCAAUGGGUCCGUCCCGUCUGCAGCUGUCGAAGCCGCUGAUAGCGGCAGUGAGCGGUUUCGCUGUGGCUGGAGGGCUGGAGCUGGCUCUGCUGGCGGACUUGAGAGUGGUGGAGGAGGGCGCCGUCAUGGGGGUGUUCUGCCGCAGGUUCGGAGUUCCCCUGAUUGACGGAGGGACGGUGCGGCUCCCGCGUCUCAUCGGCCUGUCGAGGGCGCUCGACCUGAUUCUUACCGGACGACCAGUCGGAGCGCAGGAGGCCCUCGCUUUCGGCCUGGCCAACAGAGUCGUCCCCGAUGGUCAAGCCUUGGAGGCAGCGCUGCAGUUAGCGGAGCAGAUCAGCGCCUUCCCUCAGCAGUGUCUGCGGGCCGACCGCUCCUCGGCCAUCUACAGCUGCUUCGACGCUCCAUCCUUCACGCAGGCCAUGCAGCAUGAGACCGACCGUGGAGUUCCUGUCCUCCGAGCAGAAAGCAUCGCCGGGGCAAUGCAGUUCACCAGUGGAGCAGGAAGGGGAGGAAAAUUCUCCUAGGAUUUAGCUUGUGAAGUGAAUUGUAAUUGUAAGUCAGGUGAUUUACAGUAGUUCAGUCUGUUGGUCCACAGUCUUGAGAGAUUGCUGAGCGGUGCUGUUUCAAAUAUGCAGAACCAAUUCUGAUCUGUUUUAGAAAUUGUUUCAGCAUUAAACGUCUGGUUUUGUGUGAAGCUAGUUCCAGUUCCUUGUAGUUUCCCAUUUUCUUCAGAUAGCGGGGUAGCAGCUGUGAAAUAUACUAGUUAAGCUGAUUUUAUUUGUUAUGUAACAACAGCCUAAUUUGCGUUAUUAGCAAUAUGGUUUGUUUUGGGUGAAACAACAUCUAAAAUACCAGGAUCAUAAGACGACCGUGGGAAAGAAAGUAUGCAAACAUACAGACUCCAAACAUUGAAUGCCAUCAUCGUUCUGCAGCCUCCACGUUUUUUGUAAUAAUUUUUUAAGGUGUUUCUGAUCAAAAUGAAGCACAGACCAAAAACCUGGUUUAAAAGAAGCUUCUGAAUUCAAAAAUAUGCACGCUGUAUUGAAUAAAUCACCUAAAUCUUU
Messenger RNA from Mugil cephalus (flathead mullet), 1672 nucleotides. RefSeq lists its product as uncharacterized. The record is from RefSeq and is a predicted model, not a curated record. Lineage: Eukaryota; Metazoa; Chordata; Actinopteri; Mugiliformes; Mugilidae. The coding region runs from base 335 to 1132 and encodes 265 amino acids. The transcript has 8 exons. Gene Ontology annotation, molecular function: catalytic activity.